CACUUCGCUGCACAACAUCUGAGGAACCUGACCAAGAACAUAGAUUCCGUCGACUGAAAACACGGAAACAAAAACAGCAACGGAGAAAGCGGCAGGACAACUGGUUGUAUGGCACCUCAGUCGUGCGUAAUGAAUCCUGCGCAGGGAUCACCACUCUCGGCUGCUCCGGGGGAGACCUCACCAGAGGACCGAGCCGCUGGUGGCAUGGGAACUGACGAGCUGGACCUGUCAUCUGUCAGAAGAUGUAAAACCAAAAGUUUAGAUCUGCCUUUCAGUGUGGAAUCUCUCAUAUCAGGCAGGACACCGGACAGAAGCCUCCACUCCCCCGGUCCUGGUUCAGGCUGCAUCCGGUCAGAGGAGACAGAGUGUGCGUCACCGAGGAGACUCUAUGGGUCCAAGCAAGAGGUGGUGGACCUCAGCGACAAGGAAACGAGCCCGUGGUGUCAGGCUUCUAACGCAUCCCCUCCAAGACUCCCCAGCCCGACCGGGUGCAAUCUACGGAAACACAAGAACAACAGGAAACCCAGAACACCCUUUACAACCUCUCAGCUGCUUUCUCUGGAGAGGAAGUUCCGUCAGAAACAGUACCUCUCCAUCGCGGAGAGAGCGGAGUUCUCCAACUCCCUCAGCCUCACAGAGACACAGGUCAAGAUCUGGUUUCAGAACCGCAGGGCCAAGGCCAAGAGACUGCAGGAGGCCGAGCUGGAGAAGUUCAAGCUGGCAGCGAAGCCGCUGUUGCCGGCUUUCGCCUUUCCCUUCCCACUGAGCGCACCCAUGGGCGCACCGUCCCUCUACGGGGCCCUGAACGGACCGCGGCCUGCCUUACCUGUCCCAGGACUAUUCAGUGGACCAUAUGGGAUGUACUACUUGUCCUAACCCUUACUAACUUUGAACUGCACCGAUGGGAUGGCUGCCUUUAUAAAAAUGCCUUCAUAACGAAAAGAACCAA
Messenger RNA from Micropterus dolomieu (smallmouth bass), 949 nucleotides. It is a transcript of the gene msx3, whose product is annotated as muscle segment homeobox 3. The coding region runs from base 109 to 876 and encodes 255 amino acids. NCBI's taxonomy places the organism in Eukaryota, Metazoa, Chordata, Actinopteri, Centrarchiformes, Centrarchidae. Gene Ontology annotation, molecular function: DNA-binding transcription factor activity, RNA polymerase II-specific; RNA polymerase II transcription regulatory region sequence-specific DNA binding. The transcript has 2 exons. Gene Ontology annotation, cellular component: nucleus. The record is from RefSeq and is a predicted model, not a curated record. Gene Ontology annotation, biological process: embryonic morphogenesis; regulation of transcription by RNA polymerase II.